Messenger RNA from Pseudogymnoascus verrucosus, 706 nucleotides. RefSeq lists its product as uncharacterized. The record is from RefSeq and is a predicted model, not a curated record. Gene Ontology annotation, molecular function: structural constituent of ribosome. The transcript has 2 exons. Gene Ontology annotation, biological process: translation. Bases 218 to 706 code for a protein of 162 amino acids. Lineage: Eukaryota; Fungi; Ascomycota; Leotiomycetes; Thelebolales; Thelebolaceae. Gene Ontology annotation, cellular component: mitochondrion; ribosome.
CUCCAGUGAGGCCAAUAUAUACAAAUAUAUAUCCCACGACCACAACUGCGCCCUCAUCCACCGCGCGCUUCUCCACCUCGCCGCUCCCACGCUCAAUUGAGCUCCACGCGCCCUCAGAACCACUCCAAACCCCCCAACUGCGCACCACCACACCCGCCGCCCUCGCGGGCCAACGAAUCUUCUCCCACACACCACCACCACCACCGCCAACCUCACCAUGUCUCUCGUCAACCUCGCAAACGUGUGCUCGCACCUCCAAAACGCCAGCCGGGCACGCCUAGGCCUCACCUCCGUCCCCGCCUCGAACAUGAUCCUCGGCCUCUCCCUCUCGCUCCAACAAUCCGGGUUCCUCCGCUCCGUGACGCGAGGCGGCGCCCAACCCCCCCCCGUCGACGCGCUGAGCACCUACGUCCCCGAGCCGGUGACGCAGGAGAACGUAGCGAGCAGGCGGUUGUGGCUGGGUCUGAAGUACUGGAAUAACGCGCCGGUGCUGAGUCAGAUGGCGAUGGUGAGUAAGCCGACUAAGAGGAUUUAUGUGGAUGCGGUGGGGAUUGCGAAGUUGGUGAGGGGGAGGGAUGCGGGGACUGUGAGGGGGUUGAGGAAGCCGGGAGAGUGUAUUUUUGUCAGUACUGAUAGGGGGAUUUUGGAGGCGAGGGAGUGUGCGGAGAGGAAGAUUGGGGGGAUGUUGUUGUGUAGGGUGUUAUAA